AUGUCGCCAAUCCGGCGCCCCCGGUGCCAGCACCAGGCCCCGAACCAGAAGCGCCUAGACACAAACCCACGCAGCUCUCGGACCCCCUUCUACUGCGUUGUUCCAUUGACCUGUCAUGUAUGGCAAGGGCCAUUAUAUCAAAACAAUAGUGGAACACAGAUUCCUGAUACUAAUGUGGUCUCUUUGGAAAAAACAGCUCAGUGGGGUUCUGGGGAUGAUCAGAGAACAGAAUCUUGGCAUUAUCUUCCUCAAGAAAUGGACUCUUCCCACACCUUGAAUACAACCCAGACCAGGUUUAAUGUAAGAGAAAAAGGGACUGAAGUGACAGACUUCCCCUCUCUGGAGGAAGGUAUAUUGACCCAAUCAGAAAAUCAAGUAAAGGAGUCGAACAGAGAUCUCUUAUGUUCUCCAUUGAUAGAUUUUUAUUUUCAGAAAUUGAAGACAAUGCAACAACCACCUAUUUUACAAUUAACUUUUGUCAAGGGAGUGGGAUUCAACCGUGGAGUUGUCUUAUCAGAGUUUUGUAGAGGAGCAAGAAUUAGGAGUUAA
Messenger RNA from Physeter macrocephalus (sperm whale), 549 nucleotides. RefSeq names its product centrosome-associated protein ALMS1-like. Gene Ontology annotation, molecular function: microtubule binding. The coding region runs from base 1 to 549 and encodes 182 amino acids. The record is from RefSeq and is a predicted model, not a curated record. The transcript is spliced from 4 exons. Lineage: Eukaryota; Metazoa; Chordata; Mammalia; Artiodactyla; Physeteridae.